Molecule: messenger RNA, 1846 nt
Organism: Talpa occidentalis (Iberian mole)
Lineage: Eukaryota; Metazoa; Chordata; Mammalia; Eulipotyphla; Talpidae
Gene: STMN2
Product: stathmin 2
Exons: 4
Coding region: 61-546 (161 amino acids)
Biological process (GO): microtubule depolymerization; neuron projection development; regulation of microtubule polymerization or depolymerization
Cellular component (GO): growth cone; cytoplasm; neuron projection
Molecular function (GO): tubulin binding
Source: RefSeq, a predicted model, not a curated record
UGUGAUUACAUUCUAAGACAGAGGUUCUACAAAAUGUACUCAUAGAACAGGAAGACAGUGAUGAUUUCUGCUCACUUAGGGAUUGAAGAGGAGACAGAAGAAAGUAAGAAGUUAUCUAUACAUAUGGAAGUGAAGCAAAUCAACAAACGUGCCUCUGGCCAGGCUUUUGAGCUGAUCUUAAAGCCACCAUCUCCUAUCUCAGAAGCCCCUCGAACUUUAGCUUCUCCAAAGAAGAAAGACCUGUCCCUGGAGGAGAUUCAGAAAAAACUGGAGGCUGCAGAGGAAAGAAGAAAGUCUCAGGAGGCCCAGGUGCUGAAACAAUUGGCAGAGAAGAGGGAACAUGAGCGAGAAGUUCUUCAGAAGGCUUUGGAGGAGAACAACAACUUCAGCAAAAUGGCGGAGGAAAAGCUGAUCCUGAAAAUGGAACAAAUUAAGGAAAACCGUGAGGCUAAUCUAGCUGCUAUUAUUGAACGUCUGCAGGAAAAGGAGAGGCAUGCCGCAGAGGUGCGCAGGAACAAGGAGCUCCAGAUUGAACUGUCUGGCUGAAGCGACAGGAGGGUAUGGCACGCCCCACCACUAGUAAAUCCCCCUGCCUAUAUUAUAAUGGAUCAUGCGAUAUCAGUAUGGGAAUUGUAUGACAUGGUUUAAAAAGAACUCAUUAUAAAAACAAAAAACAAAAAAAAAACAGAAUCAAAAAUUAAAAAAAAAAUCAAUGCGGUCUCUUUGCAGAAUGUUUUGCUUGAUGUUUAAAAAAUACCUUGGAUCUUAUUUUGUAAAUACUUACAUUUUUGUUAAAAAAUACAAGUAUUGCAUUAUGCAAGUUAUUUCAUAAUCUUACAUGUCCUGUAACAGGCUUUUGAUGUUGUGUCUUUCCACUCAAAUGAAUUUGCUAGGUCUGUUCUUUUUGAAGCUCCCCAUGUCUAACUCCAUUCCCUGCCCUUCAUUCCAGCAGAAAAAUGAGGUCAGUAGACAGUCUAUGGUGCUAGAAACCCACCAUUGCCUAAUGACCUGGACGGCUUUGUAAUCUCUGAACUUGACUUAGACCAUACCUAGAUCACAGGUAUUGACUCCACACGAACCUCAGCAUUUGUUCGCUCAUAAUCUACUAACUGCCUAAAAACUACAAAACCAGGCUAACAAAAACCACCAAUCCUAGCAUUUCCUUCUGCUUCUACUGGAUUAUGUGCCACAAAUGUGCUCUGGCUUUAGAAAGGGAUGGAUGAGAAGACAGAUUUGAGAUCAAUCUGGGUAGAAGCAAAAAGUUGAAACUUGUAAAAUGCUGAACACAGAUCCAAAUCCAAAUGGUUCAAGCAGCUGUGAAAUCGCUUUUCAUGAAGUGGGCUUAAUUCUCUAGUUUAAGUUCUUUUGAUGGAAUGAAUUAAUUAAUGUGUCGGGUGGCUUAUUUGUGGAUGCCAUGAUUGAUGAUGUUCAUUUUAAGCUCUUACCUAUAGUACAAGUACAUGAUGCUACUGAAUAUUUUUCCACUUGGAAACUGUGAGCUGGUUGUGCAUUAAAACAUACACGCUAACAAAAUCAAAACACUGCGGACUUUCACUCAAGCUGGUCUUUCUUCCCCAGUGUGAGGCAAUCCUGCCUAUUAAAAAAAAAAAUUACUCCAUCUGUGAGGGAUGACACAGUUCAGGGGGCUAGGCAGGGCAUUUGUGCCAACUAAGAGAAUCACCAGAUACCCACCGUAAGUACCUAUCGCAGUUUUGAAGUCGUUUCUCCCCCAACUCCCAACUCCUGAAGGUUGCUGCCUGCAUAUUUACUCUUCAUUAGUGCUAUUUUCCUGUAUGUCAUUGUGAGCAAGCUGUGAUUAAUAAAGAAUUGGAGUUCUGUGAACUAA